This is a messenger RNA of Stegodyphus dumicola, 4195 nucleotides long. It is a transcript of the gene Sqor, whose product is annotated as Sulfide quinone oxidoreductase. The record is from RefSeq and is a predicted model, not a curated record. Gene Ontology annotation, cellular component: mitochondrion. Lineage: Eukaryota; Metazoa; Arthropoda; Arachnida; Araneae; Eresidae. Gene Ontology annotation, molecular function: sulfide:quinone oxidoreductase activity; FAD binding.
UGCGUUUCUCUGGAAGGGUAGAUGGUGUGAUGAGAAAGUGAAAGUAAAAUGUUUUGUUAUUUUGUAUACCGGCGGCGUGGAAUACCCGUUUCGUUAUAGUUACGUGUUGUGCGUCAAAUUUUUAUAUAUUUUAUGAGUUAUUAGAACGGAAAAAACUGAAGUUUAACAAUGGCAAAGAAGUUUUUUCCAAAAUUGUUGACUGUUUAUUGCCAGGAAACACUUAUUCCUUGUUUGAGCCGAGCUACUUUUGCAACAUCUAAUACCAUGCAAAAGCAGACCUGUAAAUUUCUUAUAGCUGGUGGUGGUACAGGUGGUAUUACAAUGGCUUCAAGAAUACUGCGUCUUGGUGAGAAAGAUGUUACAGUAAUCGAACCUUCUGAGAAUCAUUAUUAUCAGCCUUACUGGACUUUAAUUGGAGGACAAAAGAAAAGUCUUCCUGAUUCUUGUCGUCCAACUAGUAGUGUGAUGCCACGUGGUGUGAAUUGGGUAAAAGACAAAAUUGUAGAAAUUGAUCCUUUGUCUAAUUCUGUUUGUACUGCUAAUGGUAGAAAAAUAGAAUAUUCUUAUCUAGUGGUAGCGCUUGGGCUUCAUCUUGCUUUUGAGAAGAUCAAGGGCCUACCUGCAGCUUUUGAGAGCAAAGGCGUUUGUUCUAAUUAUUCAUCACAGACUGUUAGAAAAACAGCUCAAGCACUUGAUGAUUUCGUGAAAGGGAAUGCCAUUUUUACUCAGCCAGUAAAUCCAAUCAAAUGUGCAGGUGCGCCACAAAAGAUAAUGUAUCUGGCUGAAGAAUAUUUUUCAAAGAAGGGAAAGCGGGCUGAUGCCAACAUUAUAUUUAAUACUGCUCUCCCUACAAUCUUUUCCUGUCCAAAAUAUGCUGCUGCUCUUCGAGAAGUUGCAAAGAGCAAGAACAUAACUGUUAAUUAUUUUCACAGUUUAGUUGAAGUGAAAGCUGAUUCUAAGGAAGCUGUAUUUGCAAAACUUAAUGAAAAGGGAAAGACUAUUGGUACAGAAAUAUUUCCAUAUGAAAUGCUACAUGUAGUACCUCCUAUGAUAGCACCAUCUGUGAUUGCUAACAGCCCCCUUGCAGAUCCUACAGGCUUUAUGGAUGUUCAUCAGAACACCUUGCAGUCCAUGAAAUUUCCAAAUGUGUUUGGUAUUGGAGAUUGCAUAAAUGUGCCAACUUCAAAAACUGCUGCAGCUGUUGCGGCCCAGUGUGGAGUAUUGACUAAAAACAUCAAGCAAGUAUUUAAAGGGAAAGAAAUUGAUCACAGAUAUUUUGGUUACACUGCUUGCCCUCUUGUGACAGGGUAUAAUAAAGGCAUUAUGGCUGAAUUUAAUUACAAACUUGAAGCUGUUGAAACAUUGCCAAUCAAUCAAGCAAAAGAGCGUUACAUUUCUUAUUACAUGAAAAAGGAUUUGAUGCCAUUUAUAUAUUGGAACUUAAUGUUAAAGGGAUUGUGGCCAGGGCCUGGACCUGUGAGAAAAUUACUUCAUUUGGGAUUUAGCUCAUAAGAGAUGAACUCGCAACUGUUUUAGUUUGUCUUUUUCGGUUUUCGUAUUCAGAAAUAGACUGCAGAAUUGCUUUGCACAUUCAAAUAAACCACUUGUUAUUUGGAAAUACUGAAAAGAGAAGGAAAGAAACUUACUUUGAGAUAAGUUUUUUUUUUUUUUUUCCUUAUAUGGCGACCUGAUCUUUUCUUUUGUUUUGAUAUACUUUCAUAGCACAACUGAUUAUAAUAAAUCACUAAGUGAAUAUGUUAUUUGGCAUUAAUUUUAAAACUUGCAUUCCUGAAACAAUUUCACUGCUGGGUAUUAAAAGUGCAGUUCCUACAAGAACAAAAAUAAAGAACAAGAACUUUUAAGUUUAUUGUACAUAUUUCUUAUAAUAUAAAGAUAAAAUCAUACAAAUUUCAGGUACGUCUUACAAAUAGAUUGUUGAGCACCAAAUAUAACCACCAUGAGUAACAACAACCACUGCCAAGCAUACAGCCAGAGAUUUUGGGAUAUUGUAGUUCAAGUCGUUGCAGUUUGUUCACAAAACCACAAGCCUUAACAUGCAUGUAAUGCAAUGCUAAUUGGCCAGUGUCAAUUAUGUGUACCACAUGCUAGAGCAUCUUAUGUCCACUUGUAUCCUGAAACUCCUUAUGCUAGCAGGUAUGACAAGAUUAUGAGUGCAUGGGCAUCCACAUAUCUAUCAUACUUCACAUAGAAGCUCAAUUUGCCUGAGAAGUGAAUGUUGCAUCAUUGUAGCUGCAGGCACCUGUGUAGCAUCAUUAAAGAUACGCAAAAUAAUAGCUGCCAUGCAGACAGUCUGUGACCUGAAGGCAAUUUCUCCACAUGUAUGCAACACAUUGCAGAAUAUUGUGAUCUGUUUGAAUGUUUCUUCUAUUUUAAGAAUGUGCUCAGAGCUGGCAAUUACAUCAUUAUGAGUUGGCAUUUUGAGCAUGAGGCCAAUUUUGUAACCAGCUGUUAUAAGCAAACAAGUCCUAAUUUUUAGCAUAUGUACUGAUUUCGCAAAAUCUGUUUGCUGAUGGUUGAUAUUGAUUUUGCUUUAAUUGAAGGCAGUUUUCAGAAAUAUUUUCCAUGUACAGUGUAUAUUUGUGGGUACAAAGUUAUGAGUAGUGAAUGAUUAUUACUAGUUUUCUACCUCUAUUUUAUAGCAGUAACAGAACUUAGUUUUUUUUUUUUAUUCUCUAAUUAUGCAUAUAUUUCAUAUUAUGCUUUUUUAAUUCUUUAAUUAUGCAUAUAUUUCAUCUUUCAUUAUACUUUAUUGAUUAUUUUUAGUUGUUUGAGAAUUUGAAUUUUGUAAUUAUGUAUUUUAAGUGGACGAAAAUUAACAUAUUACUUCAUUUUAAGUCUUGUUCCUCAGUGUGCUUUAGGAUCUUGUAUGUGGCAGACAUAUCUACAGAAUCCUGUAAGAAUAAGCAAAUUGCUAAUUUCUAUUUUCUUUCUUCUUAAAGUGUGUACUGUAAACAUUAAGAUUUAUAGGAAAUGAUUUAAUAACUUAAAUGUCUACUUUUUAAUUCAUCAGGUAUGUUACAGUGCAUCCUAUGGACUCCCAGGAGUCCUUAUGACACCUAAGGCAGUCUGCAGCAAAUAAAAUUAGUACGGGGUAUGUAGACUGUACCGAAAGUCCAAGAAUGGUUUAAUAUGAAAUAAAAUAAUUGUGAUCCAUUUUCAUUAUUAUGAAAGUUAAAAUAAAUUAGCAACAAUUUUUACAUUCUGAGUAUAAUAAAGCAAAAUGUGUCCUUUCUUUGACAGAUAAUAGUGUAAAUGAACCAAAGAAAAAAACACAAUGUAAUUAAUAUUUAAAAUUUGUCUUCACUUCACUUAGUGCCUUCUUUUCAAUAAAACUUUGUCAAAUGAAUCAAGGAACAUUUGACAAAAGCCCAUGCUGAUAAAAAAGAUACAUGUAACAUUUUUUUACAAAACAAAGAAUAAUAUUUGAAAACACUAUAGUGACCAAAUCUGAGUAAGAUGACAAUGCACUGCAUGUUUCUUUAACAUUUCCUUACUGCGUGUAAAAUCAGAAAGCCACACAUCAUUGGUUAAGAACUUAUUUUACCAGCUGUAAAUGAGGUAAUAUACACUGUGCUGCAUAAAUCAACUUUCGAAGAAUUCCACUGUGCAAUAAUUUAGUACAAAGAAGGAUUCAUGAAAUGGUUCAAGAUAAGAAAAUUCUUUAUGGGAGUUCUUAAAAACAUCAGAAUUUUUUAUUCUGGUUGGCAAGUCAACUUGCCAGGAAGCAAAGCUUUACUUAUGUGAGAUUUGAUAUAUAAAAAAAAAUAAAAAUUUUCCAAGAACUGUUAUUUUUCAAGUUUUUGGAUAUGAAAGAUGACAAAUUAAAAAAAAAAAAAAAAUCUUUUGAAUGUGUCCUUAACUAAUAGCCAAUCCAUUGUUACUGAUGAUGCUCCAGUAUUGUGAGGACCACAGUGAGGUUUUCUGGCACACUUAACACUAGCUGUACCAAAUGCAUUAUCUGUUCAUACAUCGACAACAAUUAGUUGCCAAAAAUCUUAGUGAACACUUGCAUGACUCACUAGAUUAUGUCAUUAGAGUAGUUAGUAAAAUCAGAAGGAAUGCCUUAACUCUUUCGCAUCGAGAGACGACCAAAUCUGUUUUCAACAACAUCGAAAACGCCCGUGUUUACGAAUUUGUCUUGGAAUAGUUUUCCUUUCCCCCCUUUUGCGGUUUC